This is a messenger RNA of Prosopis cineraria, 941 nucleotides long. Its product is annotated as ERAD-associated E3 ubiquitin-protein ligase HRD1B-like. Lineage: Eukaryota; Viridiplantae; Streptophyta; Magnoliopsida; Fabales; Fabaceae. The transcript has 5 exons. Bases 1 to 927 code for a protein of 308 amino acids. The record is from RefSeq and is a predicted model, not a curated record.
AUGGUUACCAGGAUUUGCAAUCAAAACCAUCUGUUUGGUGAUGUUAUUGAAAUUGCUAGACUCUUCCUUGAAAGAAAUCGGACUAUUUCUUUUGAUUUCAUAUACAGGGAAGCAAACAUUUGUGCUCACUUAUUAGCACAAUUAUCUCAUUACUGGAUUAGUGUUGAUUUUUGUACCUAUGUCCAUCCUCCACCUCUUUAUCAGAAGUUGCCAGUCUUCACAUUCUACUUGGAACUCAUCAGGGAUUUGCUUCACUUGUCUAUGUAUAUGUGUUUCUUCCUCGUGAUUUUCAUAAAUUAUGGUGUGCCUUUACACUUAAUAUGGGAGCUGUAUGAGACAUUUAGGAACUUCAAAGUUCAUGUUGCUGACUACAUACGCUAUCGUAAGAUUACUUCAAAUAUGAAUGAUCGGUUUUCAGAUGCAACCCCUGAAGAGCUUAACGCAAGCGAUGCUACAUAUAUUAUCUGUCGUGAAGAGAUGACUACAGCCAAGAAGCUUAUAUGUGGACAUCUUUUUCAUGUGCAUUGCCUCCGAUCAUGGUUAGAGGGGCAACAUACUUGCCCUACCUGCAGAGCCUUGGUUGUACCGCCUGAAAAUGGCGCAACUACUGCUGGAGGGCAGCAUGGAUCACAGUCAGAUCGACAGGGAACAAGAACGGGAACUAGUACUGGAAACUCAUCUCAAGCUGAAGGUGGCAAUGGGGUGGCUACUGAUAAUUUGAGUCGUCAUCAAGUUAGACUCCAAACUACCGCUGCCUCAAUGUAUGAGAAGUCUUACGUAUACCCAUCACCAUCUGCAACUUCUUUAGUAUGGUAUAUCAGUGAUUUACCAUCCACCUUUCUUUAUAUACUUAAACAGACUGAUCCAGAAACAAUGAAUUUAACUGAAGACACAUUGUGUGCUUGGGUUGUUCUUGUUGAAAAAUAGUUAGCAGAUGCCGC